UGCUGCUGCCGCAACCGUUGCUGCAUGAGGACUGGCCAGGACUAUCUGAGUGUUUCCUGGGGCCGACUCUGAGUCGCUCAGUGUGGGAAGCCUCAGUAGGCCCAAUAAGAGCGGAAAACGCUGGCGCAGCGGAGCGUUUGCGAUCGACUUCGGAGCAAGGGCCACACAACGAGCUCUUCAGAGGAGUUUCCACCGUCGAAGCCAUCGCCGUCGUCCCCGGGCGGACCAGGAUGGGGCUCCCGUUGCGAUUAUUCUCUUACUGAGGUCCGGAUAUCGCCGAUAAUCAUCGACCGUGGCGAAUCACCAGCUGAUAUCUCUCGCGCUUGAUGUACAGCUCUAGCUGCAAGAGUAUUCAUCAGCUUGUUCCUCCGCAGUCGCCAGCCUCGGUGUGUGCUUGUGGGUGUUCCUGAAGUGAACUUGAUUGGAAAUCCUCAGAGGAGCCUUGAAAAUGAACGAAUACCAAUGGGCGUAUUCCUUGGUGGACUCCAGUCGAGUUUCAACUUUCCUCAUUUCGAUUCUGCUCAUUGUCUACGGGAGUUUUCGAUCUCUCAACAUGGAACAGGAAGCUAAGCUCAGGGAGAAAGAAGCCCGGUGCAAUCUGCUGAGGGAGGGCGAAAAAGGUCCAUCUGAUUCCAACAAUGUUCAAACCCUGGACACAAUGCAGGCCUUGUGUCUACCGUUGGGAGCGAGUGUCUCAUUGCUUGUGAUGUUCUUCUUUUUCGACUCGAUGCAGAUGCUUUUCGCAGUGGCUACUGCCGUCGUGGCAACGGUGGCCCUAGCAUUUCUUCUUCUCCCCAUGUGCCAGUACAUCAUUAGACCAUGUUCCAAUGGACAAAAAGUUUCACUGGGGAUCUGCGGGCGAUUCACGGCAGCUGAAAUGGUGUCCUUCGCAUUAUCUUUGGGCAUCGUCUGCGUCUGGGUUCUCACGGGUCAUUGGUUGCUGAUGGACGCUAUGGGUAUGGGACUCUGCGUCGCCUUCAUUGCGUUCGUCCGCCUGCCUUCUCUGAAAGUGUCGACGCUGCUCCUCACCGGACUCUUGAUCUACGACGUGUUUUGGGUGUUUUUCUCGUCCUAUAUUUUCAAUGCGAACGUUAUGGUGAAAGUCGCUACGAGACCCGCGGACAAUCCAGUGGGCGCACUUUCUCGAAAACUCCACAUAACUGCCCAAAAUGAAGGCCCCAAGCUGUCUCUUCCUGGAAAACUCGUUUUUCCGUCCUGUAGAUCGGCGGGGUCGGUGAAGGUCUCUAACUGAGGUCGCACUUGCGUUUCAGGUUUGCUCCUGUGCUUCGUUCUCCGGUACGAUGCUUACAAGAAAGCACAGCUCUUGAGCUCAGCUGAAGCUGGCGUUCCCCUGCCGCCUCCCUUGCCUCUGUCUUUGUAUCGGAUCUCCUAUUUCCACUGCUCACUCAUUGGCUACUUUCUCGGCCUGCUUACGGCUACCGUGAGCUCCGAAGUAUUCAAAGCUGCUCAGCCUGCAUUACUGUAUCUUGUUCCAUUCACUUUGCUGCCUUUGCUCGUUAUGGCUUACCUAAAAGGAGAUUUACGUCGGAUGUGGAGUGAACCAUUCCACACAGUUCCCAUGUCGAAGCACCUCGACGUCUAGCUCCAAUCUAUCC
Galendromus occidentalis (western predatory mite) is the source of this 1616-nucleotide messenger RNA. It is a transcript of the gene SppL, whose product is annotated as signal peptide peptidase-like protein. Lineage: Eukaryota; Metazoa; Arthropoda; Arachnida; Mesostigmata; Phytoseiidae. Gene Ontology annotation, molecular function: aspartic endopeptidase activity, intramembrane cleaving. The transcript has 7 exons. The record is from RefSeq and is a predicted model, not a curated record. Gene Ontology annotation, biological process: membrane protein proteolysis. Gene Ontology annotation, cellular component: cytoplasmic side of endoplasmic reticulum membrane; lumenal side of endoplasmic reticulum membrane; Golgi-associated vesicle membrane.